Molecule: messenger RNA, 327 nt
Organism: Lolium perenne
Lineage: Eukaryota; Viridiplantae; Streptophyta; Magnoliopsida; Poales; Poaceae
Cellular component (GO): nucleus; cytoplasm
Molecular function (GO): 3'-5' exonuclease activity; nucleic acid binding
Source: RefSeq, a predicted model, not a curated record
AUGGAGCACCUCACACGCAACCUGGCUCCACAAACUCGGGUAUACCACUUCAUGGCCGAAGGGAUGGCUUUCAAGGUCACGGUCGCUCUCCGUGCAAGAAGGGUGGAGAAGUGGAUCCGCGCAGUGAAGAGGGACUAUCUCGACAACACACCAAUCAAGUGCGUCAACUUGGACUGUGAGUUCACCAACCCUCGCGAGGGUGAUCAGCGCGCCGCCGUUCUUCAACUCUCGGCGGCGUCCGAGAAUUUGGUAUUCCAGAUUUGUCAGGCUGAUGAAGUGCCACAAGUUCUCAAGGAGUUCUUGCAGGAUGAUACCAUUAGAUUCUGA